Symbiodinium natans is the source of this 351-nucleotide messenger RNA. Lineage: Eukaryota; Dinophyceae; Suessiales; Symbiodiniaceae. The record is from the annotation of a GenBank genome assembly.
AUGGGUGCCUCAGAAAGUGCACCGCCGGAUCAUGGAGCUGUGGACAGAGUCGUCAAGAUGGCAACGAAAGAUGCAGUGGAGAAAGCCACGACCAAUCAGCUCUGGGACAAAUGGGAGAAGGACGUCGAGGCCAGAGGAGAGCGACUGCCAGAAUAUGUUCCCUUGUGGUGGCCUUACACUCGUUUUUGGUACGGGCGCACACGGCCGCCUCGAUGGGUCGAGGGCGCCACAAUCGUCCAUGAGGAUGAUUCAGGCCAGCUAUGGGAGACCCACGUGGAUGUCAGGCUCCAGGAAGGGCGCAAGAGUUUCGUUCACAACUGGACACGAAAGAAGGUGAGAACUGUUUGUUGA